Molecule: messenger RNA, 646 nt
Organism: Saprolegnia diclina VS20
Lineage: Eukaryota; Oomycota; Saprolegniomycetes; Saprolegniales; Saprolegniaceae
Exons: 2
Coding region: 54-539 (161 amino acids)
Source: RefSeq, a predicted model, not a curated record
CGGUGGUUGACACAGUGACAAUGUAUUUAUGGUAUACCUGCUGCUCGGUUUGAAUGACCAAGGACCGGCUUGCGACGCCCGACGCGCUCGAAGACUUUGUCCUCUCUGGCUGGAGCAACGAUGACGAGACGCUCGGUCUCGCAUCCACGUGGCCACAGCGACAGAGGCACAAGCCCAAACCGGCGCCACCGCCCGUGCGCACGGACGACGCACCGCCGUCACCGCCGCGCAUCUCGAGCCUCGUGGACGCCGGUCGGCUUCACAUGUACAAGCUCGCCGUGCCGAGGAUAUACAGCAACGCGAAUGCUGGCGCGCGCAACCCGAGUGGAUGGUCGCCCGCCGACGGGGACUGGACCACGUACAUUGCCAAAGUCGAUUUUGGUGCCGAUACGAUCCCAGACGAAGUGGUGCCCAGCACCGAUCCGCUGCAGCCGAGCUGUCUGUCCAAGAAUGCGGCGCCAAUCAAGCCCGUCAAGUCGAGCAAGAAGACGCUUCAGGAGCUGCACCCUGGUCUGAACCGCGUCUGGCCCUACUCGUAGCCCACAGCAUGCUCGAUGUUUAACUUAUUGUGCGUAUAUUCGGAGGCAAUCGACGUCUUCUGUGCUCGACUGCGUCACUGUAGCAGCAGUAUCGCAGCGCUUUCUUC